ACUAACAUGUUUUUGCACUAUGGAACUGUGAUGCUGGAAACUUGAAUUUCCCUCGGGAUCAAUAAAGUUACUAUCUAUCUAUCUAUCAUAUGCAUCCUCCUUCACGUCAGGUAGUAGUACCAUUUAGAGUUGUACCAUAAAAUAAAUAUCAAUAAAUAAUUGAUGUACCUAGACACCCAGGUUUCAAUGGUCUGUGGUUUGUUUUACUAAUUCCGACGUUCUCAAACAGCACCUGAAGACAUUUCGACGCUCAGCUGCACCAGUAUUGGCCGAGUCUCAGUAUAACAUGAUGUACCCAAACUACACACGUAGAAGUACAUAACGUUACUAAUCAUGGCAUUUGUGUGUGAGUGAGUGAGUGAGUGUCACGCAGUCAUGGAGAUCAAUCAGAAAGACUGCAGACAUAAUCCUCUGGCUACUGCCGGCUUUCUGUCAAGGGUGUUUCUUUGCUGGUUAUCCCGGUUGCUGCACCUCGGCCACAAGCGGAGGCUGGAGGAAAGUGACAUGCACAGCGUUCUUCCAGAGGAUAAGUCUGAAAUACUGGGAGAAGAACUACACAGACUUUGGGACGGUGAAUUUAGAAAAGCCACAAAGGAACUUCGGAAGCCAAAACUCAGCCGAGUUCUCGUUAAGUGCUAUGGGAAGUCCUACGCAGUGGUUGGCUUGUUCGUAUUUUCACUGGAGGCAAUUAAAGUGGUCCAGCCACUUCUUCUUAGGCAAGUAAUCCUGUACUUUGAGAAUUAUGACCCAGACGACCAGAGGAGUCUUUUGAUGGUGUACGGUUACGCUGCUGCCAUGUCCCUCUCCACCUUCGGGCUGACUAUCCUCCAACAUCUCUACUACUACCACGUCCAAAGAACAGGCAUGAAGAUCAGAGUGGCCAUGUGUCACAUGAUAUACAGGAAGGCUCUUGGCCUCAGCAGUGAAUCCAUGGGGCAAACAACCACCGGACAGAUUGUGAACCUCCUUUCAAAUGAUGUCAAUCGUUUUGAUGAGAUUACACUCAAUCUGCACUACCUGUGGCUGGGACCUCUUCAAGCGAUGGUGAUCAUCGUUUUGCUCUGGCACCAGAUCGGAGUCUCGUGUCUGGCAGGUGUGGCGGUCAUUGCCGUCAUGUUGCCAGUACAGACCUGGUUUGGGAAGCUCUUUGGUAUCUUCAGGAGCAAAACGGCAGUCCUUACUGACGUUAGAAUUCGCAUCAUGAACGAAGUGGUGUCUGGCAUCAGGAUCAUCAAGAUGUACGCCUGGGAGAAACCCUUCUCAGCUCUGGUUGCCGAAGUCCGCAGGAAAGAAAUCAGUCAGAUAUUGAAGAGCUCGUCCCUGCGAGGACUCAACAUGGCCUCCUUCUUUGCCAGCAGCAAGAUCAUCGUCUUCGUCACCUUCACUGUCUACGUUCUCCUGGGCAACACCAUCACUGCCAGCAGUGUGUUUGUCACAGUUUCCCUCUAUGGUACCAUCAAGCUCACGGUCAGCCUGUUCUUCCCGCUAGCCAUCGAGACUCUGUCAGAGACUAUGGUCAGCAUACGCAGGAUUGAGGAUUUUCUCCUGCUGGAAGAGAUUGAGAGAAAAAACUCUGGGCUUCUUCUGGAGGAAAAGAAGGAAAACUCCAUUGAGAUUGACAAGUUGACCUGCUACUGGGAUAAGAGUUUGGACGCUCCAUCGCUGCAGAACAUCUCUAUCACAGUGAAGUCGCACCAACUAGUGACUGUAAUCGGCCCAGUGGGAGCUGGAAAGUCAUCUCUGCUGAGCGCCAUCCUGGGAGAGCUGCCUCGCGACACUGGAACACUGAAGGUCAAAGGUCAGCUGACCUACGCCGCUCAGCAGCCCUGGGUGUUCCCUGGAACUAUUCGCAGUAACAUCCUGUUUGGGAGAGAGCUGAACCCCCAGAAGUAUGAGAGAGUCCUCAGAGCCUGCGCUCUGAAGAGGGACCUGGAGCUGCUCCCAGACGGAGACCUGACACUGAUCGGGGACAGAGGAGCCACACUCAGCGGGGGACAGAAAGCUCGGGUCAAUCUGGCGAGGGCUGUGUAUCAGGAUGCAGGCAUCUACCUCCUGGAUUACCCUUUAAGUGCUGUGGACGCAGAGGUCGGGAGACACCUCUUUGAAAAGUGUAUCUGUGGCCUGCUGAAGAACAAGACUCGUAUCCUGGUCACCCACCAGCUGCAGUACCUGAAGGCAGCCGACCAGAUUGUGGUCCUCAAGGAGGGUCAUAUUGUGGCCCAGGGUACCUACAACAUGCUGCAGCGCUCCGGCUUCGACAUCGAGUUGCUGCAGAAAAGCAAUGACGAGCAGGGGCGCUGGCCUCGAUCACCUGACUCAGACAAAUAUUCGUUACUCAGCCAGAGGACCAAUCAGUCGCACGAUUCACACAGCAGCCUCCUGCCGCCAGACAGCAACUGGAUCGACCAGCUGCCGGCUGAAACAGCCCGUACCAUGGCAGAGGAGACUCGAGCCGAAGGAAACGUUAGUGGCCACAUUUAUCUGAAGUACUUCAAUGCCGGCUGUAACCCUCUGGUGCUAUUGGUGAUAGUGCUGCUCAGUGUCGUAGCCGAGGGUGCAUAUAUUAUGCAGGACUGGUGGCUGGUAUACUGGGCAAGUGAGGAGGUUUCUAACAGCACAGUCGCUGCCGUCAGCAUUAAAACUGCCAUUAAUGCUACUCACUCCGAUCAAGAGUCCAAUCUCACGUUUUACCUCGGCAUUUAUUCAGGUUUGACAGCAGCUGCUGUGAUCUUUGGCUAUGCCAGGUGUUUAGUGAUCAUGCACGGGCUGGUGAGAGCAGGUCAGGCUCUGCACAACAGCAUGUUCAGCGCCGUCCUCCGCACGCCUGUUCGCUUCUUCGAUGUCAACCCCAUAGGAAGAAUUCUCAACAGGUUUUCCAAAGACGUCAGCCAGAUGGACUCCAUGUUGCCCAUGACCUUUGUGGACUUCUAUCAAUUAUUUCUACAGAAUGUUGGCGUGGUGGUGGUGGCGGCCUCGGUCAUCCCUCUCAUCCUCAUCCCCGUCGUCCCCCUGCUUUUUGUCUUCUUGUACUUGAGACGUUUCUACCUCCGUACAUCCCGGGACGUCAAACGCCUCGAAUCUACAACUCGGAGUCCAGUGUUCUCCCACCUGUCUUCGACUCUUCAGGGCCUGUGGACCAUCCGAGCCCUCAGAGCCGAGGAGAGGUUAAAGAAAGCCUUCGACGCACAUCAGGACCUGCACUCAGAGGCGUGGUUUCUCUUCCUGAUGACCUCCCGCUGGUUUGCACUUCGCCUUGACAGCAUUUGCUCUAUAUUUUUCACCUUCACAACAUUUGGCUGCAUCCUGCUCCGAGAUGGGCUCAAGGCUGGAGAGGUGGGCCUGGUGCUGACUUACGCUGUGACACUGAUAGGAAACUUCCAGUGGACGGUGAGGCAAAGUGCUGAGGUGGAGAACAUGAUGACGUCAGUGGAGAGAGUGGUGGAGUACACUGAACUGGAGAGUGAAGCACCAUGGGAAACCGAAAAGCGUCCUCCUCCCGAUUGGCCCAGCAAAGGCCUGGUGACCUUUGACCGGGUGAUCUUCUCCUACGGCGGCGACGGACCGCCGGUCCUCAAAGACAUCAGCGCCACUUUCCAACCCUGUGAGAAGGUUGGUAUUGUGGGCAGAACAGGUGCUGGGAAAAGCUCUCUGGUCUCAGCUCUGUUCCGCCUGGCAGAGCCUCAGGGGAAGAUCUACAUCGACGGGGUUUUGACCUCCGAGAUCGGCCUCCACGACCUGCGCCAGAAGAUUUCCAUCAUUCCUCAGGACCCAGUGCUGUUUACAGGCACCAUGAGGAAGAACUUGGACCCUUUCAGCCAGCACACUGAUGAAGACCUGUGGAAGGCUCUGGAGGAGGUGCAGCUGAAGUCCUUGGUGGAGGAGCUGCCUGGGAAGUUGGAGACGGUUCUGGCCGAGUCGGGCUCCAACUUAAGCGUGGGCCAGAGGCAACUGGUGUGUCUGGCCAGAGCCGUCCUGAGGAAGACCCGCAUCCUGGUCAUCGACGAGGCCACAGCCAACGUGGACCCCAGGACAGAUGAGCUGAUCCAGAAAACCAUACGGGACAAGUUCAGAGAAUGCACCGUGCUCACUAUAGCUCAUCGUCUCAACACCAUCAUAGACAGCGACAGGAUACUGGUUCUGGACAGUGGUACCAUCCAGGAGUUAGACCGACCCUUCACCCUGCUGCAGAACAAAGAGGGUGCUCUCUACAAGAUGGUGCAACAGACGGGCCAGGCCGAGGCAGCAGCCCUGCUGGAGGCAGCCAGGCAGGCAUCACGUAAGUCUUGACAGCCAGAGGGCAGCAGAGCAAGAUUUAAAAGGACUGUAAGUAGUCUCUGAGAACACCUGAGGUCUACCAUCGCACUCACAAAGAAAGAAGACACAAACUCACCCUAAAGGAGGUCUCUUUCUGGAAAACUAAAGUUAAGGAUUUCUUUUAGGAUCAAAGGAUUUUUUAGGAUUUUUUUAUUGCUUUUUUUUAAAGGUGGUUGUUAAGUUAAAACUAUUUUUUAUCACUGCUACAUGUGAAUAAGCCUGUCUUCUCAUGCACCUGUCAUGUGAAUGUGCGUGUGUGUGAUACUUACUCUCCUGGAACUCCAACUGUGAAACUUCAGGUACACUGAAGACGGUGCUAUGAUGGUGCUAUUCUUUUAAUUGCAAUGCAAAUGUCACAAUAUGCUAAUUUUAUACAUUUACCUCAUAUAAAUGAUUUUUAAUUUUUAAAUGUUACGGUCUUCACACCUUGUUAAAACAGCUGCUGAGCCCAUCAGGGAAAAUGUGACUUUUUAAGGUAAAAACUUUUUUAGAUUUCUGUGUAAAUACUAUACCAGUGUAUAUUUUGAUCACCAAAGAAAUAUUUGUAGGUGUUUAUGCAGCAUAAAUAAAUGCUGUAAAUAAAGUGUAUACCUCUUCCUA
Molecule: messenger RNA, 4914 nt
Organism: Sebastes umbrosus (honeycomb rockfish)
Lineage: Eukaryota; Metazoa; Chordata; Actinopteri; Perciformes; Sebastidae
Product: multidrug resistance-associated protein 4-like
Exons: 31
Coding region: 376-4287 (1303 amino acids)
Biological process (GO): transmembrane transport
Cellular component (GO): plasma membrane
Molecular function (GO): ATP hydrolysis activity; ATP binding; ABC-type transporter activity
Source: RefSeq, a predicted model, not a curated record